AUGUUUUCACCCGCCCGACGCCUGAACCACAGCCUCCCAAGGACCAAGAACAUGUUGGGUGUCUGCGUCGUUGGCGCCGGCGGCGUGGGGACAAUUGCAGCUUACGUCCUGGAGAACUCGCAGCGCGCCCGUGUCACGGCAAUCUUGCGGUCCAACUACGCGCUCGUGAAGGAACGUGGUUUCGGUAUUGACUCGAUCGAUCAUGGAAAGGUCACAAACUGGAGGCCGCAUAACGUUCUGAAACCACUGGUCACGCCGGGGAAAACUAGCCUCGCCCUGGUCCAAAAUGGACUGGCCAUCGAAGCUCCCUUCGCCGCCGCCUUUCCCAACACACCGACCUUCUCGAGCGUCAGCAUGAUCGGCUCACGCCUCACGAACUCGACCUCGAUUUUCCACCAAUACCCGGACGUAUCGAAGAUUGGCGCACAUUUCCACCACGUCGACGAUACGUUUACGCGCGCGACGCAGCACGACGUCGCCGCGCUCUACGUCGACGUGUACAACGCCGGGCUCGCGGGCGCGAAACCCAAGACCAACGCGCGCUGCCUGCUGGUCGAGGACAUCUUGCUCUCAGGCCCGGGUCGGAACACGCUUUUGGAGCCGGCGAUGCGGGAGGUCGCGGCGGUCGCCACGGCCGCGAGCUACGGGGACGCGGUGUCGGAAGACAUGAUACAGAACAUGCUUCAUGACUCGGCUCCCACUAGCACGUUUCGGCCCAGCAUGUUGGUCAAUCUGGAGAAUGAACGGCCGCUGGAGUUGGAGGUCAUUCUUGGGGCGCCGUUGAGGGCGGCCAAGGAGAAGGGUGUCUGUACGCCGAUUUUAACUCAGGUCUAUGAGCUCUUGAAUCAGGCUCAGUGGAAGUUAACACAAGAAGUGGGAAAAUAG
Lasiosphaeria miniovina is the source of this 885-nucleotide messenger RNA. Its product is annotated as ketopantoate reductase. Bases 1 to 885 code for a protein of 294 amino acids. The transcript is spliced from 4 exons. Gene Ontology annotation, molecular function: oxidoreductase activity. The record is from RefSeq and is a predicted model, not a curated record. Gene Ontology annotation, cellular component: cytoplasm. NCBI's taxonomy places the organism in Eukaryota, Fungi, Ascomycota, Sordariomycetes, Sordariales, Lasiosphaeriaceae.